AUGAGCGCAAACAUUUCUUCUGCCCCCUUCUCUAGGGCCGUGGUGAAUGCUAUGCGGAAGCUCUAUCCAGAAGCGCUUGCCGAUAAGAGCUGGGACAACACUGGGCUCCUGCUCGAAGCGCCUUUCGACUCGCAACGGCGACAGAAGAAUUCAGUCUUGCUCUGCGUUGACCUGACCAAAGCUGUUGCCGAUGAAGCCAUUGAGCGGAAAGACUCGAUUGUGGUCGCUUACCACCCGAUCAUCUUUCGGGGACUCAAGGCUAUUACUCUCGCCAACAGCCAGCAGCAGUCUCUACUCAGAUUGGCCGCUCAAGGCAUCAGCGUCUACUGUCCUCACACCGCUGUAGAUGCUGCUCCAGGUGGCUUGGGCGAUUGGCUUGCGGAUAUUGUCACAGGCACCGCAGUAGACGAAAGCAAUCAGCCGCAAGCUGGUACCCCGCAGCCAAAUGCGCAUGAGGAAAACCCGUUUGCUGAGACGAAGCGCCCCGUUUAUCGCUUGCAGCACCUUUCCUCACAGAGAUUGACCUUAGCGAAGCUUGACGAACUCAAACACAGACACGCCGUCUCUCAUACUCGUGAAGCCAUCAGCCCCGUUACCACUGUCCCUGAUAUUCAAGGUGCCGGCAUGGGCCGUGUUGUUCGCUUUAACGAGCCACAAUCCCUGACUUCUAUCAUUGAGCGUGUCGGCACCGGCCUGGGCAAUCCCAAAGGUUUUCCCAUUGCUAUUCCUCAGGAUAAAACCUUGGAAGACAUCACCAUCAAAAGCAUUGGAAUUUGCGCCGGCAGCGGUGGAUCGCUUUUCGCUGGGCUUGAUGUUGAUUUGCUUUUCACCGGUGAAUUGUCGCAUCACGAGGCCCUGGCUGCAAUUGAGAAGGGGCAGGUUGUCAUCACGCUAUUCCACUCCAACACCGAGAGGGGCUUCUUGCACAGCGUGCUUCAAGAGCAGCUCUCUGCGGCGGUCGAAAAGGAAUGGGAGGCAUUGAGAAAGGAGGAGAAGGGGAAGCAAGGCUCAGCUGAGGAGGCACUUAAUGAUGAGACGGUGACGAUAGACGUCAGCGAGAGGGACAGAGAUCCUUACGGCAUCAUCAUCCACGAGCAGUGA
Aplosporella prunicola CBS 121167 is the source of this 1101-nucleotide messenger RNA. RefSeq lists its product as uncharacterized. Bases 1 to 1101 code for a protein of 366 amino acids. NCBI's taxonomy places the organism in Eukaryota, Fungi, Ascomycota, Dothideomycetes, Botryosphaeriales, Aplosporellaceae. Gene Ontology annotation, cellular component: mitochondrion; cytoplasm. The transcript is spliced from 6 exons. The record is from RefSeq and is a predicted model, not a curated record.